AUGGAACCCGUGUACUGGAAAGUACAACUUCCAGUUGUGAGUUUUGGUAGAGAAAAUGGUCAUGUUACAUUUGGUUUUGGAUAUGAUGUUGUCAAUGAUGACUAUAAGGUUGUUAGGAUUUUGCAGUUUGCUUGUACUGAGAGAAAGGGUUGGUUUUGCUCUGAUGUUAAGGUUUACAGUUUGAAAUCAAAAUCUUGGAAAGGGGUUGAGGAAUUUCCUUAUUUAGUUAAACUCCGCCUAUGUACAUAUCUAAAUGGUGCACUUCAUUGGGUUGUUAGUACUGAGAUAAAGAUACCUUUGGAAAGACUGAUUGUUGCAUUUGAUCUUGAAACUGAGAAGUGUCGGAUUGUACCUCAUCCCCCGUAUACUAAUGAAACCUUCAGUGUGAAGUUGGACGUGUUGGGAGGCUGUCUUUGCACAUCUCACUCCUACUGGUUUGAUUGUUUUCUUGAUGACUGGCAGUAUUUGGAUAGUUUUGUGGACCAUAUGGACAUAUGGGUAAUGAAGGAAUACGGAGUUAAGGAGUCAUGGACUAAGAUUAUGUCAAUUGAACAGCCAGAUACGCCUAUUGGACGUCUUGUAGUUCCCCUCGCGUAUUCGAAGAGUGGGGAGGAAAUUCUGGUGGAACAAGAUAAUAUACGGUUCCUAUGGACUAAUAUUGGGAAGGGUUACACAAAGAUUGUUGAUACCCAAGUUGGCAAGUUACGGGGCUUUCUACAUUUCAAUAGUUACAUCUAUUUUGGAAGCCUGGUUCAGCUCGAUUCCAGUGAUGACGCAAGUUAUCUGAAGAAACUGUUUAGUCAAGAUAAAGGAGGACAAAGGAAAACCUUAAAGAGGAGGUCAAUUAUUUGGUUGAUUUGUGGUUAUAUUGUAGCACAGUUGCAUUUAGUAUAG
This is a messenger RNA of Lycium barbarum (goji berry), 894 nucleotides long. RefSeq names its product F-box protein CPR1-like. Bases 1 to 894 code for a protein of 297 amino acids. The transcript is spliced from 2 exons. NCBI's taxonomy places the organism in Eukaryota, Viridiplantae, Streptophyta, Magnoliopsida, Solanales, Solanaceae. The record is from RefSeq and is a predicted model, not a curated record.